AUGAUGGCUAGAAAGGUCAGAAGAGGGAUGUUCUCCUUCAUGUUGACUUUGUUUCUGGGAGCCUCAUCUUCACUUUGGCCCCUGGCCCCUGCAGCGGCCUUCCUGCUUCCGUCCUGCAGGCUCAUCAACCAGACGGUGUCUCUAGAGAAGGAGGGCUGUCCAAAGUGUCACCUAGUGGAAACAACCAUCUGCAGUGGCCACUGCAUCACCAAGGACCCUGUCUUUAAGCUACCGUACAGCAACGUGUACCAGAAUGUGUGCAUGUACCAGGACUUAUACUACAAGACCUUUAAGCUCCCGGACUGUUCUCCCGGCGUGGACCCGACCGUCACCUACCCCGUGGCUCUGAGCUGCCACUGCGGCCGCUGUGCUAUGGCCACGUCUGACUGCACCUUUGGGAGCCUGCAGCCCAACUUCUGCAUUCAUGACAUGCCUUUCUACUACUAGUCUUGAGAAAUAAAGCACAUUAAAACACACUCCAGGAACCAUGUGAACAUUGAGUAUCAAGUGAUGUAAAUAAAGAUUGUGUCAUUUACCAGAGCAAAGGAAGUAUGUUAUUAUGUGCAAAG
Etheostoma spectabile (orangethroat darter) is the source of this 569-nucleotide messenger RNA. RefSeq names its product luteinizing hormone subunit beta (gene lhb). Gene Ontology annotation, molecular function: hormone activity. Gene Ontology annotation, biological process: ovulation; G protein-coupled receptor signaling pathway. NCBI's taxonomy places the organism in Eukaryota, Metazoa, Chordata, Actinopteri, Perciformes, Percidae. Gene Ontology annotation, cellular component: cytoplasm; extracellular region. The transcript is spliced from 3 exons. Bases 1 to 447 code for a protein of 148 amino acids. The record is from RefSeq and is a predicted model, not a curated record.